Molecule: messenger RNA, 540 nt
Organism: Perognathus longimembris pacificus (Pacific pocket mouse)
Lineage: Eukaryota; Metazoa; Chordata; Mammalia; Rodentia; Heteromyidae
Product: keratin-associated protein 4-12-like
Exons: 1
Coding region: 1-540 (179 amino acids)
Cellular component (GO): keratin filament
Source: RefSeq, a predicted model, not a curated record
AUGGUCAACUCCUGUUGUGGCUCCACCUGCUCUGAGGAGGGCUGCUGCCAGCCCAGCUGCUGCCGCCCCAGCUGCUGUGUGUCCAGCUGCUGCCAGCCUAGCUGCUGCAGGCCCACCUGCUGUGUGUCCAGCUGCUGCCGCCCCAGCUGCUGUGUGUCCAGCUGCUGCCAGCCCUGCAGCCGCCCCAGCUGCUGUGUGUCCAGCUGCUGCCGCCCCAGCUGCUGCAGGCCCUGCUGCCAGCCCAGUUGCUGCAUCUCCAGCUGCUGCAGGCCCUGCUGCCAGUCCAGCUGCUGCCGCCCCAGCUGCUGUGUGUCCAGCUGCUGCCGCCCCAGCUGCUGCAGGCCCUGCUGCCAGCCCAGUUGCUGCAUCUCCAGCUGCUGCAGGCCCUGUUGCCAGUCCAGCUGCUGCCGCCCCAGCUGCUGCAUCUCCAGCUGCUGCAGGCCCUGCUGCCAGCCCAGCUGCUGCAUCUCCAGCUGCUGCAGGCCCUGCUGCCAGCCCAGCUGCUGCCGCCCCAGCUGCUGCAGUAGUUCCUGCUGCUGA